Molecule: messenger RNA, 1602 nt
Organism: Branchiostoma belcheri (Belcher's lancelet)
Lineage: Eukaryota; Metazoa; Chordata; Leptocardii; Amphioxiformes; Branchiostomatidae
Product: CMP-N-acetylneuraminate-poly-alpha-2,8-sialyltransferase-like
Exons: 7
Coding region: 245-1522 (425 amino acids)
Biological process (GO): N-glycan processing; oligosaccharide metabolic process
Molecular function (GO): alpha-N-acetylneuraminate alpha-2,8-sialyltransferase activity
Source: RefSeq, a predicted model, not a curated record
CGGUAUUAAAAAUUUCGAAGUUAGCUAGCCCUGCACGUCGGGAUAAUGCUUUAGAUUUUACCCAUGUAUACUGAUUCAAUUUUACCCUUUGUCAACCAAACCUGCCCGGGGCACCUUCUCACAGUCUUCACUAUAAUCUGAGUUCAUCUGACGGUUCAACCGGUUUUUGUUCAGCAAGGUGCACAGAGUGACCGAGAAGACUGAAGAAUCGGCCCAACAACAUCGGCUAUUCACACUAUGCUAUAUGGCGCCAACUGCUGUCAACAGAAGCUGGAGAAUCCCAAGAAAUCCACUAAGAUGCAUGGCGAUCUGUGUAGCAGUACUGGCAGCGUUCAUGCUGAUAUGGGUUAUGUCAUCAAGAGAAUUGGUUGUACCAGUCAUCAAAACGUCACACGACGAGAUGCCCACCCCGUCACUUGCCCAGGUCAUGAGAACUCAGUCAGCCCCAGACAGAAUAUCUGGAACCUCGGCGCCGGAUUCACCGGCACAGGUUGAAGCAGAAUCUUUGAAAGAAGUUAGAGAAAUGUCACCACUUAACACGUCAAAUCACACGAUGCCUACUAGGACCGGAGAAACCAGUACUAGCAAGGAGGUUGAAAACAUAUUAAACCUCCUUAAGCAAGUGAACACUAAGCAAGCUGCUAGCGCCAAGGAGGUUCAGUCACUUCCUCCAACAACUCAGCCAGACUGGGUAUUUGGAAACUUAGCGCCGGAUUCGCCGUGGAAGUUUAACGCCACAGCAUUGAAAGAAAUUAGAAAUAUCACCGCGGUGGGACUGAACCUCAAAAGUCGUCUGCAGGAGCACAAGUGGGGCAACGUCACAAAACCCGCACUUCCCAUUGGUCACUACAACGCAUGCGCAGUCGUGGGCAACGGCGGUGUUCUCCUGGGCAGCCGCUGUGGUGCCGAGAUCGACUCCAUGGAUUACGUCAUCAGGAUAGACCUUCCUGUGCUCAGAGGUUUCGAGAAGGACGUUGGCGGGCGGACUAAUAUGACAAUACUCAACCUCAAAACGCCUCGGCGACUGGCGGAGUCUUCACAUUUAAAAAACAGAUCUCUCGAUGUGUACGAGAAUCGACUACAGGACGUGAAGGAUUCUGUCCUGCUAGUGGACUACAGAGCGAGAAAAUAUAUCAUGAAGGCUUUACCAGUUUACAAGCUACCCUUUUCAGUGGUAGUUACAAAGAAUAGGCUGAGGACUGGCGUCAUGUCGCUUGCAUCUAAAAUAGCUGGGAGGAGCAUGAAAAAGACGCCUACCAUCGGUCUCGUAAGCGUGCUGAUGAUGACGUCCUUCUGUGACCACGCCUACAUCUACGGGUUCUUCCCCUUUUUUAAGGACAAGAACAACGUGGCGGUUCCCUACCACUACUUCCCAAACGACAACCUCAACUCUGACCGCAACCCUCCCUUGGAGAACCGCUUCGAUGCGUUACACAACGUCGACCAGGAAUAUGACUUCCACAGGGAGCUACACAGAAGAGGCGCGGUGAAGAUGCAGCUUGGUCCAUGCGGAAAACGUUGACUCGUUUUUAUAGUCUCCACCAGACUCCUUUGCAGGCUGAAUAGAUAGUACAAAUCGGGAUGAGAAGGGAAUAUGAUUGG